GAGAGAGAGAGAGAACAGCCUGAGCACAAAAUCUGCUGUAUCAGUGCAGUAGCACCCAUACGACUGGGAUAUAAGGACUUGUCCAAGCACUACUCAGGAGUGCCGAAAUAAUUUGAAGGAUAUCUUGCUUGAUAUCAUCUGGGACGGCAACUUGAAAUGAACAGGCUUAAAUCAAAACAUGAUGCAACGAGUUUGCUGGUUCACAUAAGGCUGCUGAAAUAACACACCUCUGCUCACCAAUCCUGUGGAACUCACGUGUACUGCAUAAGGCUGGACAGGUAGAGAGAGGGAGUAAAAGUGCUGGACCUGGUAACUACCAACAAACUGGGACAGGACAACCACGAACAGCAUGGCAACUGACACAGAGGAAUCAGGUUGGCAUGGACCUGACCACACAAUGCCUGCAUGGAACGCCUCUUCAGUUACUUCCCGUGAAAACAUGGGACUGAACGGUUCGUAUGGUGGCGGAUCAUAUUUCUGGCUGCUGCAGAACAGCUCAGCGGGGACCACUAAUGCCCCACUUGCAGCCAGGGUGCGGGACAUGGCACUGGCGCAGGCGGAGAUCGGUGUCCUGAGCCUGGUCUUGGCACUCACCACACUGAGCAACAGCUUUGUGCUGUGGGUUCUGUUGCGGAGACGCAAGCACAACGCUCCUAUGCACCUUUUCAUGGUUAAUCUCUGUGUAGCUGAUUUGGUGGUGGCCUUUUUUCAGGUUCUCCCUCAGCUGGUGUGGGACAUUACGGAGAAGUUCCAGGGUCCUGAUGCAUUGUGCCGCUCAGUGAAAUACUUGCAGAUCGUGGGCAUGUUCGCUUCCUCCUACAUGAUCGUUGCUAUGACAGUGGACCGCCAUUACGCCAUAUGCUGCCCCCUUCAGGCCUACAGGCUUGGGGCAAUCUCACGCUGGAACACACCCAUCGUGGUGGCCUGGGGUCUGUCCCUUGUGCUUAGUGUUCCACAGGUGUUCAUUUUCUCCAGAUCUGAAGUAGCUCCGGGGGAGUUUGAGUGUUGGGGCCACUUUGCUGAACCAUGGGGUCUGAAAGCCUAUGUGACUUGGAUGACUCUGGCUGUGUUCAUCCUUCCUACCUUCAUCAUCAUGGUGUGCCAGGUCCGAAUUUUCAGGGAGAUUCGUGACAACAUCUACCUGAAGUCAAAGCGGGUGGUGUCAUCUGACUCGAAGAAAAAUGUAGUAAUCUUCCGCAUGCCCAGCCUGCGAAAUCAGAACGACAAAACAAGAGAAAGGGAGAGAGGAAGAGGAUCGUCCUUGAGAGAAUCCCGUAGAGGAUUUCAUCGAAGGAACAAGAGUGACUCAUCCCAGUCAUACUGCAAUGCCCGCAACUCCCAGCAUGCACCACAGCCUGACUGCUGUGACUGUCUACAAUACAGCACUCAAUCCCCUGAUGUACUGCCUUACACUCUCUCCCACACACAUUCUUCCAUAACUCAGAGCAACUCAGCAGCUCACAUGAGCUCUAGACCUCUCUCUGAAGGUGCUGCUGAUUGUUAUCGGACUUCCCUGGAUUACACCGAGCCCUAUGCUAAAUCAUUUGAGGCCUCUCUGGAGAUUUGCAAUCCAGUCCCUCCUGUCCAGGUUUCAUCGUCCAUAUCGCGCCCCGUGACUCCUCCACCGCCGGGUGUAUCCAGAGCGAUGUCCAAAACACUGAGGAUGACUCUGGUCAUAGUGCUGGUUUAUACCAUGUGCUGGUCACCCUUCUUCACAGUGCAGCUCUGGGCUGCUUGGGACCCAAACCCACCAGAUCAAGGGGUGGCCUUCACUAUCCUGAUGCUGCUGGCCAGCUUAAACUCCUGCACAAAUCCGUGGAUCUACACAGCCUUCUCUAGCAGCGUCUCUCAUGAACUUGUCUCCCUUUUGCAUUGCCGGCCUCGAAUCGCCCGCAGGGGCUCCCUGCCUGAAGACUCCAGUGCCAUACACACUACCAGCACCACCAAGGACUACCCAUUCUGAGCCACUCACACACCAGGAGAUUUAUUCAAGCCAAGCAUCACAAAAUAAGAAUCGUUGUUGUUGGGAGAAGUUUGACCUAACAUAGCUGAAGCUACCUGAGCGAUUGGAAAAAAGCACAUUAUGGAUUAACACUACACUGACCGAGUAAGACAACUUAAGAGCAAGGUCAUGAUGUGAACACAGAAAUGUUAUAUCAUGUCCACAAAAAUUUACUUGAGAUACUUGAGACGUUUCAAUCUAAACUUAUGAUGAAGACCAAAUGCUUACUCCUUUAACACUAAACUAAAUUACAUUUCAAUGUAAUUUGAAGCUUUAUGAAUUAGAAGCUGUAUAUAUGACACAUUUUAUUAAAUUGAAGAACUCUUGAGCCAAGAGCAUGUUAAGCCUGCUUAAGACUUUUUGAUGGAAAAAGAUGAAGCCUGACCUCAACCUGUGCCCCCAGACAUUCCCUAGCAUCAUUUAUCACUCCGUUUUUAUUCCUUAUCGGUCUUUCUGCUACAAAAUCUCACUUUUGAGCUUGAUGGAAAGCAUCAGUGAGAAAAAUGAAUCAUGCAUGGAAACUCCAUCAAAAAGACAACUUCAAAAGAGGUGGUGAAAAACAGGAAAUGAAUGGACAGGAUACGGAGUGGAGGAGAAAAAAAAGGAAACAGGAACAUAUCACAUAAGUACUCAUACUGAAGAUGUCAGGGAUAAUGAAGAUUUAAUUUUAAAGCAAUUUAAUUUAAGCUAAUUUUAUGAACACGUUACCAUGGUACAUGGAGUAUAACACAGGAUCUAUAGCUUGACUAUUUGAUGACAUCAUAUUCUCUUACUUUAAUUCUUUCUUUAUGAUAUUGUGGACCAAGCAGCCUUCAUAAGCGUAAUCUAUAUUAAGAUAAGUUUUAAACAAAUAAACAAAUAACAAUGCCAGAGCCAAAAAAGUGCCUUUCAGAGAUUCCUCCUUCCGUGACUCUCCAUCUGUAAAAGCACAAAUCUCAUAUUUGAGGCCCAUCAACUGCAUGUUAGAGAUGAGAAAUUUCCCCCAUUUAUUAUGUGUGAAUGGAUUUCCAGAGCAUUCUAGAGAUUUUUUUUUGAUAUUUUAUUGACAUUGUAAUUUAUUAAAGUGCAAUAAAUGUAUGUAAACAUG
Molecule: messenger RNA, 3089 nt
Organism: Hemibagrus wyckioides
Lineage: Eukaryota; Metazoa; Chordata; Actinopteri; Siluriformes; Bagridae
Gene: avpr2aa
Product: arginine vasopressin receptor 2a, duplicate a
Exons: 6
Coding region: 350-1963 (537 amino acids)
Biological process (GO): G protein-coupled receptor signaling pathway; regulation of systemic arterial blood pressure by vasopressin; positive regulation of vasoconstriction
Cellular component (GO): membrane
Molecular function (GO): peptide binding; vasopressin receptor activity
Source: RefSeq, a predicted model, not a curated record